AAAGAAAUAAAAGCGAAGAAGUUGAAAACAGAAAACGACGAAAUUAAAAAGAAUGUGAAAAACUUGGCGAAUGAUAAAAACCAACUUUCUUCUGAAAAGAAGAAGCUUCAAGACGAAUAUGACCAACUCAAUAACUUGGUCUCAGCACAUGAAGAGGAGACAAAUAAUCUGAAUGGUUCGAUCAAAAAGUUACAAAGAGACUUAGAAGCAAACAACACCGAGUUGACUGAAUUAAGAGACAAAACAACUAAAGACAAGAAGAAAAUAGCCAAUUUGGAACAAAAAGUGCAAGACCUUGAAGAUAGACCAAGAGACAACCAAAUAGUUGAUUUGGAGAAGGCAGUUGCUGCUUUGAAAGAUCAGAACACACAACUUGAUGCUGCUAAGAAUUAUAUGAAGAAGCAAUCAGUUGAAGACGCUUCGAAGAUUGAGAAUUAUGAAUCACAGAUUAAGGCACUUGAAGCACAAAAGAAGAUGGCUUUGGACAACAAAACUGAUGAUGAGAAGAUUGCUGCGGACCAAUCUGAUAGAAGAAAGAAGAUGGAAGACCAAGUCAAAGCACUCAAUGCAUAA
Molecule: messenger RNA, 573 nt
Organism: Entamoeba invadens IP1
Lineage: Eukaryota; Evosea; Mastigamoebida; Endamoebidae
Product: myosin heavy chain
Exons: 2
Source: RefSeq, a predicted model, not a curated record